Hypanus sabinus (Atlantic stingray) is the source of this 4924-nucleotide messenger RNA. RefSeq names its product leucine rich repeat containing 74B (gene lrrc74b). Bases 79 to 1614 code for a protein of 511 amino acids. The transcript has 13 exons. NCBI's taxonomy places the organism in Eukaryota, Metazoa, Chordata, Chondrichthyes, Myliobatiformes, Dasyatidae. Gene Ontology annotation, molecular function: protein binding; calcium ion binding. The record is from RefSeq and is a predicted model, not a curated record.
UCUCAGCUGACAAUCUCCUGUAGCCGGGCUAGGUUGAGGCGCGGGCUUUGUGGGUGAGUGAAACAUUCCUCCAUCGUCAUGGAACUGAGUAAGGGACAAGAGAGUGAGCCGGAGUCCUCUCCGAGGGAGCAGAGUAAGGAGAAUUCAGGUGGUACCCUGCACCUUAUGGACAUCGGCAGCAGACUGCCCAACAGGCCGAGCAAUCCUCCAAGCCGAGGCAGUGUGGACAACAAAGUAGUUGCUCGAAAGCAUAGCAAGGAUCAUCUUAAGAAGGAACAAUCAGAACUUUGCACAGUUAUACAAUCUGUCAGCAGUUCCUCUGAGGAAUCAGGUGAAGAACUGUCUGAUGGUGAGAUGCAGACUGAUCAAAGAGAUAUGGAUCUGAUUGAAGGUACAAAUACCUAUGAUGCUACAGGGAAGGCGCAGUAUAAACAGGCAUGUGAAAUGUAUGGAGUAGUACCAAUCUCCUAUUUUUUGCGGAAUAUGAACAGUUCGGAGCUGUCUCUAAUGCAUUAUGGACUUGGACCAAAGGGGGCCAAAGCAAUUUCCGUUUCUCUGAUAACCAACACCUCAGUCAUAAAGUUGAAUUUGAAGGAUAACUGGCUGGAGGCUGCAGGCACCAAAGCAAUUGCAGAGAUGCUGAAGGAGAACUGUUACAUUGCAGAUAUUGACUUGUCCGAUAACCAACUGGGAAUUGAGGGAGCCAAAGCAAUCAGCACCAUGCUGAUGGAGAAUACAGUUUUGAUAAAGAUUGUUCUUUCUGGAAACUGUUUUGAUGAUCAUGCUGCCCAAUACCUGGCUGAAGCUAUAAGCAGCCCACUCAAAUUGCAAAUCUUAAACUUGAGCCACAAUAGGAUCAGCAAUACUCAAGGAAACAAGCUAGGAAAUGCUAUUGCAGAAAAUACUGGUCUGAAGGAACUAAACUUAAGUUGGAACCACCUACGAGGCAAGGGAUGCAUUGGAAUAACAGAAGGCCUCAGGGAUAAUAUUUUUCUGAGAGUACUGGAUUUGUCCUAUAAUGGAUUUGGGAAUGAGGGAGCCAAAGCUCUUGGUGAAGCACUUAAAGUUAACAAUGUGCUUGAGCAUCUGAAUAUCAGUAAUAACCGUAUUUCUGCAGAAGGAGCUGUGUUGUUAUCUUUGGGAUUAAAAGUUAAUAUCACUCUAAUUGGGCUUAAUAUGUCCCUGAAUCCUAUGCGGAGUGCUGGAUGCUAUGGGAUAUUGAAGGCUAUAAAAGAAAAUCCCAAAAGUGCCGUAAAGUCAUUGGAUUUCUCUGAUAUCAGAGUUGAUAAUGAUUUUGGGGACUUGUUCAAUAGCAUGAAAGAACAGGCUCCAGAUCUGAAAAUAAAACAUGAGAGGAAUCUUGAUCAGUUCAAAAUACCAAGGUCCAAGGUCGAUCCCCUGACAAGACUGAAGGAAUACAUGAAGGAGAAUCAGCUGAAGUUGGAGCAUUUCUUGGACGCUUUUGAAUUAGAGGAGAACAGGCGUAUCAGACUCCAUAAGUUCCACGAGGGAUUGAAGAUUGCUAGAGUCCCUUUAAAUGAUAUUGAACAGCAAAAGCUGAUGGAUUUAUUGGAUAAUGAAAAGGAUGGCGAAAUUGACUUCAGAUACGUUUGAAAUAUCAGAGCCAAGCAGAGAUCAUAGAGAAAACUCAUACUUUCACAGUAAGGACGUGGAAACUGCAAAUGUAAUGCACCCAAACUUGGACUUGAACCUGGGUCUCCAGUGUUGUGGAGCUCUAUUCAUUGCACCUUUCUCAUUGUAUGGAAUUAUCUAAUUUUUUUUAGUCUUACCAGAGCAGAAAUCUUGAUCGUAGCUAUAUCUUCUUUUACAAUGUGUUUGUAAAGCCCUAGCAAUGUUCUUCAUAAAUUAAUUUCACAUUUUCCAGAAUUAAUUUCAGCCUGACUUUGUUUUUGUGACCUACUGCUACAGUAUUCAUUCUGAUAUUAUUGCUAGAUACUGUCUGUAUUGUUGGUGUUGUGAAAAUUUUUUGAGAGAUUACCUGUGUGGUAAAAACCAAUUUACCUUUGCCAUCAUAAAACAGUCCUGUAAGUGCUCCUGUGCUUCCCUUGUCCAAACCUUCUUGGUCCUCACUGCUGGUGCUGCAAUCUUCAGUCUUUGCCUAUACUCUGGGAGUAGAGGUACAGCCAGGUGAUCAGAUGUCCUAAAGUGAGGGCGCAGGAUAGUGUGGUGGGCAUUCUUGAUGGUGUAACAAUGGUCCAGUGUGUUGUUUCCUCGGGUAUUGCAAGUGAUCUGUGAAUGGUAAUUGCUUAGUGAUUUUUUUCAAAUGUUAAAAUCUCCCAAAUCUCCCUUAAAAUCUCCCUUGUUAAAAUCUCCCAAAGCGAUGGUGAAGUUAUUAGGGUGCACUGCUUCAUGCAUGUUGAUCCCAUUGCUCAGAUCAUUUACAGCCUGAUUGACAUUGGCCUGAGGUGGAAGGUAUACCACUACCAAAUGGUCCCAGAAAACUCUCACAGUAGGUAAAAAGAACGACACUUAACUGCUAGAUAUGCAGAAUUGGGACAACACUGAUAUAUUUGUGCAUGAAGAAGAGUUGAUCAUGAGGCAUACUCCUCCACCUCUGCUUCUGAGAGACUCUUUAGAUCUAUCCUGACGGUAUAUAGUAAACCCAUCGAUCUGGAUCACUGCAUCCGUUACAGAAGAUGUUAAGCAGGAUUCCGUGAAACAAAUGACACAUGCCUCUGAUGUUCUGAUUCAGCACCCUGGGUCUGAGAUCAUCGAUUUCAUUUUGCAGCACAGUUGAGAGCUGUGAUAUGUUGGUGCUACCCAUCAUAUGGCGCUCAAUGGAAAAACAUUGAGAAGUGGGUACUUCCCAUCCCCAUACAAGCAAUUUUGGCUGAUAACAACCUGCAAAGGUACAUAAAUACUAUUGAUAACCCAUAGGUGAAAUUGACUCUUAAAAUAUGGAAAACUACUAUAAAAGAAUAUAAUCUAGAGGGAAAUAGUACAAUUCUUAAAUGGUGUACAUAGACUCGGAUUUUACACUGAAUAAACUGGAUGCUAGAUUUAAGGACUGGACAGCUAAAGGAAUAACAGUUCCUUACAACAUAAUGAAAGAAGGAACACUGUUCAGUUUUGAAAUGCUUAAAGAGAAGCACUUAUUAGAAAAACAAGAUUUUUAUUGGUAUUUACAGAUGCAACAGUAUGUUAACAGGACAGUUAAAAAUGUAACCAAGGCAAGUACAUGCUUGAUAGAGCUAUUUAGAAAAACAUAUAAUUCAGAUAACGGUAUUAGAAUCAUUUCAAGCAUGUAUAAGGGGUUGUCAAAUCUUAAAACACAUUCGACUUCAUACAUUAAAACAAAAUGGGAGAAGGGAGGAGGAAUAAUUAUAUCUGAGGAAGAUGGACAAUAAUAUGGAGGUAUCAAUGGAAGUGUACCAGUUCACAGUAAUGGAGGGAGUUCAGAUGGAAAAACUUGAUAAGAUAUUUUAUUACACCCUCUCAGAAAUCCCAUUAUGAUAGUAACCUCCCUGUUUGCUGGAGAAACUGUGGAAAUCAAAAUGUAAAUCAUUAUCAUAUUUUUUGGGACUGCCCUGUUAUCAAAGACUUUUGGAGGGGGAUACACAAUGCCCUACAAGACAUCUUUAAAUGUGAAAUACCCUUAGAGAGUAAGACCACUGAUUUUGGGUAUAUACCUCAAGAAUGGUUGAAAAGAGAUAAAUAUUUAAUGAAUAUACUGUUGCUGGCUGGUAAGAAGACUCUUACUAGGAAAUGGUUAUCUCAGGAGAGCCCAAUUUUAAAUGCAUGGAUGGAAAUUACAAUGGACAUUUACAAAAUGGAGAAGAUUAACAGCAUCCGUUAAUCAUAAGCUGGAACAAUUUGAUGCAUACUGAGAAAAAUGGUUUAACUACAUAAUGCCUCAUAGGCCUGAAUUUAUUCUCACAAAUCAAUGAAUAUGUUGUUAAAAAAAGGAUCACUCCCUACUUGUACAUAGUUUUUUCCUUUUGCUUGUUUUUUCUUUCCACUCUUUUCUGUAAGUGUAUACCUCAGAUAACUCCUAUGUGGAGAUUUGUGACAUAUAUGAUAUAUAUGUACAAUGUCUGAAAUACAUCUUAUGGAAAUGUUUGUUUGAUGAUGAACUUCAAUAAAAAAAUAAUAAAUUACAAAAAAAUGGAAAUGGACCUGGUCAGGCGUCAGUUCUCUCAGUGGGAGAGCAUUUUGGAGAUAGUGAUCAUAUUCUAUCUCCUUUACAAUAGUGUUGGAGAGAGAUAGGAACAGACAAGUUAGAAAAGUGUUUAAUUGGAGUAAGGGGAAUUAUGAGACUAUCAGGCAGAAACUUGGAAGCUUAAAUUGGGAACAGAUCUUCUCAGGGAAAGGUAUGGAAGAAAUGUGGCAAAAGUUCAGGGGAUAUUUGUGUGAAGUUCUGCAUAGGUAUGUUCCAAUGAGACAGGGAAGUUAUGGUAGGGUACAGGAACCGUGGUGUACAAAGGCUGUAGUAAAUCUAGUCAAGAAGAAAAGAAAAGCUUUCAAAAGGUUCAGAGAGCUAGGUAAUGUUAGAAAUCUAGAAGAUUAUAAGGCUAACAGGAAGGAGCUUAAGUGGGAAAUUAGGAGAGCCAGAAGGGGCUAUGAGAAGGCUUUGGCAGGCAGGAUUAAGGAAAACCCCAAGGCAUUCUACAAGUAUGUGAAGAGCAAGAGGAUGAGAUGUGAAAGAAUAGGACCUAUCAGUGGACUGAAAAGCUUGAGCAUGUAGCUAUUAAGAAAGAGGAUGUGCUGGAGCUUCUGGAAAGCAUCAAGUUGGAUAAGACCAUAUGAGAUGUACUCCAGGGUACUGUGGGAGGUGAGGGAGGAGAUUGCUGAGCCUCUGAUGAUAAUCUUUGCAUCAUCAAUGGGGACUGGAGAGGUUCUGGAGGAUUGGAGGGUUGCGAACGUUGUUCCUUUAUUCAAGAAAUGGAGUAGAGAUAGCCCAGGA